Molecule: messenger RNA, 669 nt
Organism: Nezara viridula (southern green stink bug)
Lineage: Eukaryota; Metazoa; Arthropoda; Insecta; Hemiptera; Pentatomidae
Source: the annotation of a GenBank genome assembly
AUGGCGGAUCUGUCUAGUAAUGGAGGCACAAGCAACUAUAAUUUCAAAAUAGUUCUUUUAGGUGAAGGAUGUGUGGGCAAAACUUCUGUUGUUUUACGAUAUGUUGAAGACAAAUUUAAUGAUAAGCAUUUAACUACAUUACAAGCUACAUUCCUAAAUAAAAAGCUAAAUAUUGGAGGAAAAAGAAUCAAUCUUGCCAUUUGGGAUACAGCAGGACAAGAGAAAUUUCAUGCAUUGGGACCAAUUUACUAUAGAAUGUCUAAUGGUGCAAUCUUAGUAUAUGACAUAACAGAUGAAGAUUCUUUUCAAAAGGUAAAAAAUUGGGUCAAAGAACUGAAAAAAAUGUUGGGUAGUGAAAUAUGUUUAACUAUUGCUGGAAACAAGAUCGAUUUAGAAAAAGAUAGAAAUGUGCCAAUUGAGGUAGCAGAAGAGUACGCUAAAACAGUUGGUGCUAUACAUUUUCAUACUUCAGCAAAACUUAAUACUGGAAUUGAAGAUAUGUUUUUAGAAUUAACACAAAGAAUGAUGCAGCGAGCACAGGAACAAGAAUUAUUGAAAGCAAAUGAAUUGAGUCGAUCCAACAGUUUAAGAAGAAAUAUUGUCAUAAUGGAUGAUGACGAAACUGUAUCAAAACCACCUCGGUCAUGUUGUGGUUCAAGUACAGCAUAA